UUUUUCAGGGAUCUCCAGGUCCUGAAAGUGACACCAGAGUUGAGAGCCAGGCCAGGAACCAGAGGGAGCAAUGCAUCUUCCCAUCCCUGUUGUGGUACUUCUGCCAGCCCCAGGGGCAGAGCCCCCCAGCCCCUGCUGGCUGCAAGCUGUGCCCCCAGGACUGGCAGCUCCGUGGGGAGAGAUGCUACUGGCUCUCCAAGGAAUCGGGGAACUGGACUCGGGGCAGGAAAAGCUGCGAAGAUCAGGGCUCCGAGCUGGUGGUGCUCAAGAACGAGACAGAAAUGGAGAACGUCGAGAGUGUCACAAGUAGGAUCUCGUGGUCGGUGUGGGUCGGGUUGAGGUCGCGGCAGAAGGAGUGGACGUGGGUGGAUGACACCCCCUACGACCCCCACAGGUUUGGGGUCCUGCAGGAGCCGGACAAAGGGUUCUGUGGGACCCUGAAAGGCAAGAACUUGGAGGUUGAUGGCUGUGCCAGUGACCACACGUGGGUUUGCCAAAAAGCCCCUUUCCAGCUCUCCUCGCCCAUGGUUGGGAAGCUGGAUGAUGCCUCCACCUGACACACUCGGGCACGGACCUCGUGUGGUACAAAAAAAAAAUUUAUUACAAUUUUUUCAUGGUUUAUCCACCUCAUUACAUCAGCAGUAAAUUCCUGUUAGUGACUUUUCUCUAUAUCUACUUUUUAGUUAAACAUUCUCUGCACAGGAGAAAAAUACUCCCAAGCAAUUUCACACACACACGGAUUUAUCACCACAUCUGCAUUUAUCUUGCAAGUUCCCCUUAAGUUUC
Molecule: messenger RNA, 786 nt
Organism: Manacus vitellinus (golden-collared manakin)
Lineage: Eukaryota; Metazoa; Chordata; Aves; Passeriformes; Pipridae
Product: killer cell lectin-like receptor subfamily B member 1C
Exons: 4
Source: RefSeq, a predicted model, not a curated record